Molecule: messenger RNA, 1777 nt
Organism: Chironomus riparius
Lineage: Eukaryota; Metazoa; Arthropoda; Insecta; Diptera; Chironomidae
Source: the annotation of a GenBank genome assembly
AUGGGAAAAAUAACAGUAGAAAAUGUCACAUCGGCUGCUAGCAAUGCAUUCAAUUCCUUUGCACGAAAUAAGUCAUAUGUCAUUCCGGGAAUUUACGAUUUAGAAGUAGAGGAUACUAAUUGGGUCCUCACCUCAUCUUUUAUAAUUUUUACAAUGCAAACAGGUUUUGGAUUAUUAGAAUCAGGCUGUGUCUCAGUUAAAAAUGAAGUUAAUAUCAUGAUGAAAAAUAUUAUCGAUGUUGUAUUAGGUGGAUUUACUUACUGGAUUUUUGGAUAUGGACUUUCAUUUGGAAGGGGCUCAUUAUCAAAUCCUUUUGUAGCUCUUGGAGAUUUUCUGAUUGAUCCCGGUGUUGAUGAUCCUUUAAUGGGCCAAAUUUUCGCAGCUUUUCUUUUUCAACUCUCAUUCUCAACGACAGCCACAACAAUUGUACCCGCAGGUUGGGUGUGGGGUGAACAUGGAUUUUUAAGGAAUUUAGGAGUAGUCGAUAUUGCAGGCAGUGGACCAGUCCAUUUAAUUGGUGGAGCAAGUGCGUUUGCUAGUGCUGCUAUGUUAGGGCCACGACUAGGUAGAUAUUCACAUGGAAACGAUCCAUUACCUCUUGGUAAUCCUGUUAAUGCGUGCAUGGGUCUAUUUGUCCUUUGGUGGGGAUGGCUUGCUUUUAAUUCUGGUUCAACUUAUGGAAUCUCAGGAUCGAAGUGGAUAUAUUCAGCUCGUGCAGCUGUCAUGACAAUGCUUGCUUCAUUUGGUGGUGGUUUUUGGUCUGUCAUGUAUUCAAUGAUUCGAAAUGAUGGAAAAGUAGAUAUUCUCGAUCUGAUUAAUGGGAUUUUAGCAUCACUUGUUUCGGUGACUGCAGGAUGUUUUUGCUAUGGUGCUUGGGAAGCAAUUUUAGUUGGAUUUAUUGGUUCAAUCCUUGUUUGUUUCCUAGCACCUAUUUUUGACAAGAUGGGUGUUGAUGAUCCUGUUGGAGCAUCUGCUGUUCAUGGACUAGGUGGCAUAUGGGGUGUCAUUUCUGUUGGAUUAUUUGCUGACAAUCCAAAACCACUAGGCACUACAAAUGGUCGUACGGGGCUUUUUAAAGGAGGCGGUUGGUACUUGUUUGGUAUUCAGUGUCUUGCUGCAUUAUGUUUGUUAAGUUGGGGUAUCUUGUCAACUUUCAUUUUAUUGUACAUUAUCAACAAAAUCGUUCCGAUAAGAAUGGAUCCAAAUGAGGAACUCUUAGGAGCUGAUUUGAUGGAGCAUAGAGUUAGGCACAAUGCGAUCGGGUUGUCUCGAGCUUUAUCUGCACUGAUUCCAAUUGAUGUAGAGCUAAGAGAAAUGAUGAAUGUCCCAAAAAUAGGACAUAAUCCAGGUCAUGAAAAAUGUCUCGCUACUAUUCGCGAACAAAUUGAAGAACAUCAGAAUUGGAUUUCAAAUGAACAAUCUCCUCCACCAAAAAAACUGAGGAGACGAAGCAAACCUAAAUCAACAUUAGUAAAGAAAAGUGCAUUCUCAUCAAAAAGACGAAGUCCUCGAGCAUUAUCUUUCGGAACUCUUUCAUAUGAAAAAGAUAAAAAUUAUUCUCCAAAUCUUAUUUUAAGACGUGGUGGUCAUAUAAUUCCUGCUGAUCGUGAUAGUGUAGCACAAAGAAACGAAUUUAUGCCAACCAUAUCGAGUCGAGUUGAUAAACAGAAUGGAACACAAUUUGCGUGGAUUGAUUAAAUUAAAUUGAAUGUGUGCUUUAUUGAAUGUAGGAUGAUAAUAAAAUUUGUGGUGAGAAAUGGCGGAUAAAAUUACAACA